This is a messenger RNA of Betta splendens (Siamese fighting fish), 2013 nucleotides long. It is a transcript of the gene uck2b, whose product is annotated as uridine-cytidine kinase 2b. Bases 56 to 844 code for a protein of 262 amino acids. NCBI's taxonomy places the organism in Eukaryota, Metazoa, Chordata, Actinopteri, Anabantiformes, Osphronemidae. Gene Ontology annotation, cellular component: cytosol; cytoplasm. Gene Ontology annotation, molecular function: kinase activity; ATP binding. The record is from RefSeq and is a predicted model, not a curated record. The transcript has 7 exons.
GGAGCUCUGCCACAAUCAUCUCCCGGCGCGGCCGCUCCAGCAGCACAUUGCAAGUAUGGCCGGGGACAGUGAGACACAUCUAAGGGACCCCGAUGAAAACACCGACGUUAUUCGACAACCCUUUCUCAUCGGUGUCUCCGGAGGCACCGCUAGCGGCAAGUCGUCGGUGUGCGAGAAGAUCAUGGAGCUGCUGGGGCAGAACAAGAUCGACCAUCACCAACGGCAGGUGGUGAUCCUCAGUCAGGACAGCUUCUACAAGGUGCUGACGCCGGAGCAGAAGGCCAAAGCCCAAAAGGGACAGUUUAACUUCGAUCAUCCAGAUGCCUUUGACAGUGAGUUGAUCAUGCAAACGCUCAGAAAGAUCCUGCAAGGAGAGACUGUGCAGAUCCCAGUUUAUGACUUUGUCACUCAUUCCAGGAAAGAAGAGUUUGUUACAGUCUAUCCAGCUGAUGUAGUUCUUUUUGAGGGUAUCCUCAUGUUCUACUCACAAGAGAUCAGAGAUUUGUUCCAGAUGAAGCUGUUUGUCGACACAGACCCAGACACGCGUCUCUCUCGCAGAGUUCUAAGGGACAUCAGUGAGCGUGGGAGGGAACUGGAGCAAGUCCUGACUCAGUACAUCACUUUUGUGAAACCAGCUUUUGAGGAAUUCUGCUUGCCUACAAAGAAGUAUGCAGAUGUGAUAAUUCCAAGGGGAGCAGACAACCUUGUGGCCAUAAACUUGAUAGUACAGCACAUCCAAGACAUUCUGAACGGUGGGCUGAGCAAGCGGCACAACGGCUGUGUAAACGGCCACAGCACUCCACGUCAGCGGCGGACCUCAGAAUCCAGCAGCCGGCCUCAUUGACCUUGUCACACCUCUCUUCACAGGGCGGAGAGGGGUGUGGGGUUUGCGCUGUAAAUACUGCCUAUUGGCAUCACUGUAUUUAAGAGAAGAGAUGCAGAAAGAAUUGAAAUGCCUUUUAUGACUACUCUUACUUUCCUUGUAAUUGGGAUUGAAAUUUUUGUCAAGAAGGUAAGAGAAUCGCGUUCAUGCGUUAAAGACCAUGGGUUAAAGUUGUCCCCUCCCAAAUUAUUUGUGUUGUUUUGGGGUUUUUGUGUAUCUCCUGCUGCUCCAUGGGAACUCAUGCUGACAAUGAAUAAAAGUGGGGAAACUUUAUUAUUUUGUCUGAUAAAACUUGAAUCCCGAAUGAAUGGGAAAUUUGAAAAACGUUGGAGUGGGUUCCAAACAAGAAUGAUGUGGUUUAAAAAACAAAUGUAUAAGAAGCCAGGAUUGCACUCUGUGUUAGAACCGACAAUCUGGAGUGUUUUCUGCCCUUGUUUUUCCCUCAUUGUGCUGUUUAGUGUGUAAUACUUGAACUGUGAUUACUGCACAAUCUUUAUGCCUGCAGCAGCAGAAACGCACUACAAGGAUUCUGUAUUCGUGACAACCAAUAACUGCAACAAUGAAGCCAAAGGCUCUGCUGAAAACUGUAUUAUUUCAUAUCAGUGUUGUGGGUGUUGUUACACUUCAGGAUGCUUCUACUGUUUCAGUUGCGUCAUUUAAUUUUUUUUCGGACCUUUGGCACGGGUCUCGUAAUCCAGACAUAACUCCCCCAGGUUUUGCUUCGCUAGUGUUCGCGGCGAAAUCAGCAUUGUUUAACAAGGCUCAAAUAAAGACGUGCACUCAGGAAGAUCCCUCUUUAAUUUCAAAAGCCAGGGUUCGGUACCACAGCAAUAUGAGCUCUGCUGGGUGUGUGGUCACCAACCAUUGCGCCCCACCACUAUGCCUCUGCAACGUUGCCUCAGGUUUAAAUGUGCAGUAAGUAUCCACACUAAGACGGUUUCUGUUCGAACUCAAAGUAACAAAGGCGGUGAAAUUCAUUUUUUUAUUUCAUGUGCUGUUUGUUGUGUACAGUUAAGAUGAAUGAAUGGUUUGUAUUUUGAGAUUUGUACUGUACGACUGGUAAACAGACUGGCACUAUGAAUGAUUUAUAUGUCAGUUGCUUAAUGGUCAAUAAACGGAUGCAGCCGAAA